GUUUGGUCAUUCAGCAUUUCACAGCCUGUCCACCUUAAAUCAAGAUCUCUCGGGUUUAAGCUGUUAUGCGAACCAUUGUGCUGUUGGUGUUGUGGGUACUGGGAACAUCACUGGUGUUGUCAGACCCCGACACAGCCGGAGAGAAGGUGACCGAAGAGCCGAUUCCAUGUUCUAAGGGAUGCACCUGUCUGCACGAUGAAUACAGCUUGGAGCUCAACAUGUACUGCAGUGCUCGAAACUUCACGCAAAUCCCACCUGAUAUGCCGCCAGCCACACACUCUCUCUGGCUGGAUGGCAACUUAUUCACCUCACUCCCAGCAUCGUCUUUCAAGGAUCUUACCAAUCUGGACUUUUUGAAUCUGCAGAGUGGCCAGCUGGUGACCGUUGACCCUCAGGCUUUCAAAGGACUUCGGUCACUAGCACACAUUCACCUUGAGCGAAAUCGCUUGCGGGCGUUACCGGGUACUAUCUUCGAGAACACACCUAACCUUGCCUCACUUAGUCUGCAUAACAACCAGCUGACUCGUAUCGAGGAGAGACUGUUUGCUGGACUUUCACACAUGUGGCUUCUGAACCUAGGGUGGAACUCAAUAGCAGUCUUACCUGAGACAGCUUUCCAUGACCUCCAAGGUCUACGAGAGCUUGUUCUUGCAGGGAACAGGCUUGCUUACUUGCAGCCACAGCUCUUCCAAAAUCUUGCUGAGCUUAAAGAGUUGGAUCUAACCGGAAAUUAUCUCAAGGUCAUCAAGGCUAAUGUGUUUGUUAAACUCACUAAACUGCAAAAGCUUUACCUGGCCCAAAAUCAGAUCGUGACAGUGGUUCCCAGAGCCUUUGUAGGCAUGAAGUCACUCAGAUGGCUGGAUCUCACAAAAAACAGACUGACUGCUCUUCAUGACGACACUUUUUUGGGACUGCACAGUCUUCAUGUGCUGCGUCUUUCCAACAACGCUAUCACUGGAAUUAGGCCCAGGACUUUCCGUGAUCUGCAGUACCUAGAAGAACUAAGACUCAGCUACAACAGGAUCAGAGCCCUGGGCGAGAGGAUCUUUGAAGGCCUUAGUCAUCUGGAGGUCCUGGAGCUAGAGCAAAAUAACGUACAGGAGGCACAAGUUGGUAGUUUCACAGGCCUGUCUCAUGUGGCUGUCAUCAACCUGUCUGGAAGCUGCUUCCACAGUCUACCAGACCAAGUGUUCAAAGGCCUGUCGAAUCUUCACAGCCUUCAUCUGGACAGAGGCUGCCUAACAAGAAUCACAACUCAAGCAUUCACUGGACUGUCUGGUCUACGAAGGCUUUUCUUGCAAUACAACAACAUCUCUACAGUGGAACGCCAGAGCUUUGUAGACCUGGUAGGCCUUCUGGGACUAGACUUGAGAUUCAACAAGCUGGAGGUUCUCCCAAGCAACACAUUUUCUGGUCUAAAGAAUUUGGAGUACUUGCUAUUGUCCAACAAUGAAUGUCGGCAGUUUUUACAAAAUGGCACAAAGCAGCUACUUCCAAGGCUGCGCUAUCUAGACCUGAGAUCUAAUGCCCUGACAAGCAUGGUCCCUGAUUUCCCAGAGAGUAUGGAAAAACUUUUGCUGUCUGGGAACCGGUGGAAAUGUGAUUGCGGUGCCCUCCCACUCAGAAACUACAGCCUGAGAAAUCCACUGGUGGUACCUCGGCAAGUGGAGACCCACGCAGAGAGUGAAGAGCCUGACACUACUAUCACCAUAUACAACAACAUUACAUGCACCAGCCCACCAAAUCUAGCUGGUGUGGACCUACGGGAUAUUGACAAUGAACACUUCCAAAUCUGCUAA
Molecule: messenger RNA, 1799 nt
Organism: Thunnus maccoyii (southern bluefin tuna)
Lineage: Eukaryota; Metazoa; Chordata; Actinopteri; Scombriformes; Scombridae
Gene: igfals
Product: insulin-like growth factor binding protein, acid labile subunit
Exons: 2
Coding region: 66-1799 (577 amino acids)
Cellular component (GO): plasma membrane
Molecular function (GO): protein binding
Source: RefSeq, a predicted model, not a curated record